This is a messenger RNA of Lytechinus variegatus (green sea urchin), 1136 nucleotides long. RefSeq lists its product as uncharacterized. Lineage: Eukaryota; Metazoa; Echinodermata; Echinoidea; Temnopleuroida; Toxopneustidae. The transcript is spliced from 2 exons. Bases 157 to 1020 code for a protein of 287 amino acids. The record is from RefSeq and is a predicted model, not a curated record.
GGAAUGGAGUGAACGCGCCAUUUUUGAGCUCUCGCCACCUUGUUAUGUUUCAUCAUUAUUUUCUACUUGGAACCAGUAAAUGCCGUGAAUAAACUUCUUCUACUUGAAACUGACUGUGCUUGGGAAUCAUUGACCUGAGAAAACAUUUUCUACCUCAUGAAGAAAACCUAUGAUUUGAGAAGAAAAAUGCCAGGACCAGCUCAACGAAAUGCGAACGCUACACAAAGCCAACGCCCUAAAUCGCCAGUUACGAGUGUUACAGUGCCACGUAUGCAGUCUGAAGACCCGUCAUCGGUUCAACCUACACUUGCAGACGUGCAAAAAUCACUGAGUGAUUUUUCUGGCAAGGUUUGCACCAAAUUGGAUGAGAUUCAUACAGAUAUUACGUGCAUGAAAAAGAAGAUGGCAGAUUUGGAGGCAACAGUGGCUGACAACGCGGCUCGAGUCUUAGACAUCGAAAAGGGUAAGCUUCCUGAAAUGGGAUCAAAGCUGCAGAAAGAGAUCGAUCUACUGAACGAGAAGUUAUUGCUUUCGGAAAUCUACCACAGGAAAGCAAACCUUCUUUUUUAUGGCAUAGAAAAAAAGCCUAAUGAAAAUGUAGAAAGGGUUCUACGUGAAGCUUUUAAAGCCAUUGGCUUGAGUGAAGAAGAAGCUGAAUCAAUUGCUCUCAUCAAUGCUCAUCGCCUACCCAACGGGAAUGUAACCAAUAAUGCUCCCCAGCCAAUAAUUGCUAAAUUCAUCUACAUGGCUCAGAGAAAUCGAUUGUUGUCUGCUUUCGAGGGAAGAACCGUCAACCGCCGAGGAAAUGAUCAGGAAGUCGCCAGGCCUAAUCCACGGAUCACCGUACGCACAGACCUACCACCGGCACUCAAAGCACAACGAAGCAUCCUAGCGACCAAAGCAUACAACCUGCGGAAAGAGAACAACUUAUCUACUAAGAUAGUGGUUACUGGCACCAAAGUCACACUCUUCACGAAAGAAAAAAACUCCACAGCUGAAUGGAAGGCCUACAAAGAAUAACUUGGUGAGUUUAAAAUCAUCAUUAACUAACCAUCUCGACGUAUUGACUCAUCACUAUUUUGCCUUCCGUGGCUUCUUACAUCAGCUCCAUUAUAUUGUUUAUAAUCGCUCAUCAA